AUGGCAUCCGUUCAUCAACCACCUAUGCUGACUACCUGGUCCUUUGGCAAAAGCCCAAUGGCCUCGCCUCCUUACGAAGCUGCCAGCCAUCGAUCGCCAACCGAAGGUCAAUGCGACAACUUCAACCUUGCCAGCAUCAAUUCGUGCGGUUCCGGUAAAUGUACCUGCGAUAAAUGUUCCGUCAAGCGACAAUGGGAAACGGCAUCUCCGCCGACCAGCACACUUCCGUUGCGACGAUCCAGAAGUAUUGGUGCUGAUUUGAAUACUUCUCGACGAUUGAGUUCGGGGUCGGCUUGUGAAACGUGCCGCCGACGCAAAACAAAAUGCGAUGGUGGUCAACCUUGUGCUUUCUGCAUUUCCAAGGGCAUCGAAUGUGUGCAUCGCGCUCCUAGCCGAAGAAAACGAUCGCCAGCUUUCGCCAGUGCCAAUACAUCACCCACCAAUGAAACGUAUACGGGAGCCGGGAUCGAAAUUCACCAUGAUCGACCGAGUCUGAUGAAACAAGCCAGUUGCCCAUCGUUUAUGAAUGCUCGAUAUUCUACUAUCACACCUCCAUGGACUCCUCCAUACCAACCUUAUACCAAGCGAACAUCUAUAGAUAGAUCAAAAUGGCAAAUCCCCAGCAUUAUGGACCAAUUAUCUUGCCACACCUUCUCAGCUACCGUAAUGGCCGCAGGCAUGACCGAUCAUUAUCCUCUGGCGGGCUCGUUCCAGCGUAUUCAUCAUGUUCAACCGUUAACCCCUAUGAGUGAUUAA
Molecule: messenger RNA, 756 nt
Organism: Radiomyces spectabilis
Lineage: Eukaryota; Fungi; Mucoromycota; Mucoromycetes; Mucorales; Radiomycetaceae
Exons: 2
Coding region: 1-756 (251 amino acids)
Biological process (GO): regulation of DNA-templated transcription
Molecular function (GO): DNA-binding transcription factor activity, RNA polymerase II-specific; zinc ion binding
Source: RefSeq, a predicted model, not a curated record